AUGAUCAGUGAAACCGACGCCCUAGCUGCCCACCGGGCCAUCCAUGAGGGCAAGAAGGAGGUGAAGCUGGAAGAUGGCACGAAGCUGGAAGUCGCCAAGUCCAAGAACGGAUGCCGGGCUGUGAAGUUCCCGAAAUUUCAGGCGAUGGAGCAGAAUAAGGACAAAGCCUCGGCCUGGGCGACCAAGGCCAAGAAGGGCGUCAAGAUCACUUGGUUUCUCUCGGGCACCUCGCCAUCCACCUGGGGCCGUGUGGUGGACGGCGCCGUGGAGGCCCGCGGCAAGGCCAUUGAGGCGACGUCGGCGGCGGCGUCUUCGGCCGCGCCCAAGGCAGAGGCAAAAGCAGGAGCAAAGGCAAGGGCAAAGGCAAAAGCUGAAGCCAAGGCGGAGGCCAAAGCAAAAGCCCGAGCCAAGGCAGAAGCCAAGGCGGAAGCCAAGGGAAAGGCAAGGGCAAAGCCCGAAGCAAAGGCCAAGUCUGCGGCCGCCAAAAAGCGGCCGGCGCCAGAGUCGGAGGCAGGGCCUGAGGCCAAGAAAGCCAAGGUGGAGACGUGCGCGCCAGCCGCAGAGCCCAUGGAGACGACGGAGGAUCCGCUGGUUCUCGCGCCGCUCUUUGAGGGCAUGGGCCACGGCGCGGUGUGGCGCCGGAUCUUGGCGCCGGUGCUCGAGGCACAGUCCACCGCCCCGAACUUCAUCGGGCCCUCCAGGGACAAGCGGAUCAUCCCCAUCCGGGAGCUCACCUUCCAGGCCUUGAAGCCGAAUCCCCCGGCCCAGUGGCGCGUGGUCUCCUUCGGCCAGUCCCCGUAUCCGCGAAUAGAGAGCGCCACCGGGAUUGCGCACUUCGACGACAACGCCCUGAAGUCUUGGGAUUCCUCGAGCUUCGGCUCCGUGACCACCAUGCGCUGCAUCAUGAAGGCAGCCUUGAUGAGCAAGUUCAAGAUCCCCAAGACCACCAAGGUGCCGGAACUACGGAAGCUCCUGCACAGCAACGGUGUGGUGGGUCCAGCGGAAUGGUUCCAGGCGAUCUUGAGCCAGGGGGUGCUUCUCAUGAACGCCGCCUGCACCCUUCGCCCCUCAGAAGGGCAGCGUGCCGGGGAGGUCGUCCAGGAGCACCUCAUAUUUUGGCAGCCGGUGAUUCAGGCGGUGGCCUCCGCCAUCCUGGAGGAGUGCCAAAAGAGCAAGCGCUCCAUCAUCUUCGCAUGGUGGGGCGCUGAGAGUCUCAAGACUAAACGGGUCUUGGACAAGACCGUCUUCGCCAAGUUUCCCGACGUGAAGGUUCGGCAUAUUGAGCACAAGAACCCUGCGGCGAUGUACGAUUCAUUCUGCGAUCCACCGAACAUCUUCGACUGCAUCAACAAGGCCAUCAAGGAGUUGAAGCUGGGGGAGCCUAUCGAUUGGGCACCCAUCGAUGGCUGGAAGACGACUUUGGGGCUGGACACCGCGGAGGAGAUGGGCGCCUUCCUGGCGGAGACUCAGGAGCUGCACAAGGCUUCGCUGACCCUGAUCUGGGGGAAGUUGGCGAAGGGCUAG
This is a messenger RNA of Effrenium voratum, 1524 nucleotides long. The record is from the annotation of a GenBank genome assembly. NCBI's taxonomy places the organism in Eukaryota, Dinophyceae, Suessiales, Symbiodiniaceae.